Molecule: messenger RNA, 1443 nt
Organism: Condylostylus longicornis
Lineage: Eukaryota; Metazoa; Arthropoda; Insecta; Diptera; Dolichopodidae
Product: chymotrypsin B-like
Exons: 3
Coding region: 53-1321 (422 amino acids)
Biological process (GO): proteolysis
Molecular function (GO): serine-type endopeptidase activity
Source: RefSeq, a predicted model, not a curated record
AGGAUUUUGAUUAUUAAUUAUUUAUUUGUUAUAGCAAAUUAAAAUAUUUGAAAUGAAAUAUUUUAAAAUUUUAUUUACGACAAUAUUUAUUUUAAUUUAUUUAUUACCUGUUUGUCUACCUUUUGAACGAAAUUUGAAUUCAGUUUAUGAAGCUUUUAAUAAUGACGAACCUCCGAAAUGUGAAGUACCAGAUGUUGAUGGUAAAAAAAUUGAAGUUUUAUGUUUUAAUGUUAAAGAAUUAAUUAGCGGACCAUUGAUUCAUCAUUUAGAUGAUGGUUAUAGUUUAACUAAUACUAAAAAUUUUCAAUUACAUGAAGAACAAUGUAUUCGAAAAGCUGCUGUUAUUAUAAUACGUUGUAAAAUUGGUUAUGAAAAUAUUAAAUAUGAAUCAGAUAAUUAUAUGAAUAUUUGUAUAAAUGGUGAAUGGGAAUAUGAAAAAAAUGAUAAUAAUGAUUGUAAAUUAAUAUGUGGCGAAAAAACUAAAAUGGAAAUUGAAAAACCAGUAACAAAACCAUUAAUAUAUCAUGGAAAAAUGGCUAAGUAUGGUUCAUCACCAUGGCAUGUUGCUAUUUAUAAAAAUGUUUCAAAUAAUAUUGAGCAAAUAUGCGGUGGGAGUAUUAUUCAUUCUAAUAUUGUAAUAUCAGCUGGACACUGUUUUAGAGAUAUAAAAAAUAUAAUUAAAAAUAAUGGUUUUUCAAAAUAUAUAAUUGGAGCUGGUAAACAUAUACGAGAUUAUAGUGAUUACGAAGAAACAGAACAAUUUCGUGAUAUAGAAGAAGUAAGGGUACCACCAACAUACCAAGAAAAUCCAUUACGAAGUGAUAUUGCAAUUAUAAUUCUUAAAACUCAUUUUAAAUUUACAUCAUAUAUAAGUCCGGUAUGUAUGGAUUGGGAUGUAUAUAAACCAGAACCAAUUAAAAAAGGAUAUUUAACACAUCUAUUUGGAUGGGGUGCUACAUCAGCUAAAAAAUCAGAAGUUUCAAGUAGAAAAUUACUUACAGCUGAACUUGAAACUAUAACAAAUGAAGAAUGUAAACAAAAAAUUGAUAGAAAUUCAAAAUCAGAAAUAACUGAUGAGAGACUUUGUGCUGUUAAUUUAAGUAAUUCAACAGCAUGCGAAGGUGAUAGUGGCGGUGGACUUAUUUUAGAAAGACAUCAUUUUAGUUUAAUUGGUAUUGUUAGUGUUGGAUUAAAUUUAAAAAAUUAUUGUUCAGAUGGAUUUAUAACAGUAUUUACAAAUGUUCAAUAUUUUCAUGAUUUUAUUAAAAGGAUUAUUACAGAGACGAGAAAUAAAGAGUACAAUAUAAUUGGCUUAAACUAAAAAUUAAAUUUAAAUUAAUUGAUACUUGUGAUUUUGUGUGAGUUUAUUAUUAAAAGGUUGUGAUAAUGAAAGAAAAUAUAAUUGAACAAAUUUUUGGGUAUUAUUUUAUAUUUUACAUAAAA